GGGGUAUUCCCCCAUUUUGUACUGUUGGCUUCAUAAAGUCUUCGUUGUAGAUGGCAAAAGUUGUUGAACCAUAUGCUAACAUUUCGGCUCAGGAAUUACUCAGCACUGGUGCCAGCUGCUCCGGCUGGGUCAUGAAAGAGAGCACUUCAGGCUUACGAACGAUGAUCAAAGCCCUCGGUUGUAAGUAUCAUUUUAAUCAAAGAAGGUUGGGGAAGAGUUAAGUAAAUUCCCGCUGUGGUGACGAAUAUUUACCCUGCUUUGUGGGCCAAUCAUUUUUUAAGCAAAAGAGAAAUCCUUUAGCCUAGUAGAUAAGUUCAAGAUGGCUGCAUGUUGACCAUCCUUUAUUUUGUGUUCUUCUGGACUUCGAAUGCUUCGGUCAACAUUCAUUCAUCUUCACUUUACUCUCUCUUAAUAACUUUUAUUAAUCACAACCACUCUGAACUAAAUUUGCACAAGGCGAAAAGUGUAAACGAACUACAUUACACACUUUAUACUGUCUUACUGGAUGAUAAUUUUUUAUCCUGGCAGGGCCAUGGUAUUACAUGAUCUUGCAUUCUGGAUGCCUUUAUCUGUACAAGCAUUCUGGUGACGACAACUAUGCUGAGGUGUUCCCGUUGACGAAUUACAGGUACACUAUGUAUCUUAAAGCCUAUUGAGUACUGUGAAGCAGAACCAGAUUCGUCUCCGCCGAAUCUGGCAUGGAGCGUUAAUGGAGGCAACUGCCAUAGCAGAAGACUCGUUUCCUGCUCGUUCCGAAAUCUAUGACAUGGUUUUCCAUGUCUUUCAUUCAUUCUGUUUCUUCUUUUUCUUUUCGUUUCUUCUUGUUCAAUCAAAGGUGUAGUCAAGGUAAAUGUGCAGCUCUGGGCUGAUGAAGAAUUAAGACUGUGUCAUGAAUUAUGGUCAAAUUAACCUACUCUUUUUGUUUUAUGCAGCGUAUGUGAUGCACAGGAGGUUAUGAAAUAUACUUGGGCAUUUAAACUGAUCAAUGAAUCAUAUUCAAUGAAAACGCUUUUCUUUGCUGUGGAUUCUGAGUUUGAUCUUAAUGUAAGUCAAUGCUAUUUUCACUUCAAAGUGAGUGCUGCACGGAAAUUCUGUCGUAUUAUGUGGUAAUAGGGCGGAGUUCAUACAACAUUCAACCAUGUUAUUUGAUAAACAAAGUCAUCAUGUGAGAAGAACACAACUGGGGAAUCAAAACGUGAUGAUUGGAUACAAUAGCCGGCUGAUCGAGCCCUUUAAAGCAUAAUUAAGCAAAUGCGGUUGAAUUGAACUUCACUGAAGAAACAAGUGAUAAUUUCUUGGUGUCAAUACAUGGUUUCCUCUAUGUUUGGAAUUAGGUCCAGGCAUCCUAAGGAACUUUCUUUACGCGACCCGCUUGCUCAAAGUCCCUUGUUUCUGUACUUUUUGCCGCUAUCGAACCGUUUUCUAACUGAAAGCCCAUAAAAGGUAGAGUUAUGAAAUUCAGUUUCCCUUUCUGUAUUUCUUGAGCUUUGAUUUACAAUUUUGCUGAGAAAAAAUAUGGGAAAAAUUUUAUAUUAAAUAUACAAGGAAACCUUAGUAUGGUUUAAUUUCUUUUCUGUGUUCAGCGUUGGCAAGAAGCGAUAACGGGGGACAAGAAAAUUUAUUGCUGCCCUGUCUCAGAGUAAGAUUUUAAAUAUAGUUUUAUCAAGCUAGCUACUUCAAGUAAGAAGUUAUUCAACAGAAAAUAUUAGUAGGAUUUCAAUAUAAUUAAGUGUGCGGUCUGGUUUCAAACCAGAGCUCGGAACGCGUGAAGCACCAUAAGUAAGAGAAUAUGGCAACCAUCAAGGCAGCAGCAUUUAGUUAUAAUGUAACCUUUUUACGAUGCGUCUGCGGUUGUUUUGUAUAGUGCGAAUCAAAUUAACUGUCUUACAUUACGUACUUAUGAUUAGACGAUGCAAGCCAGAAAAAAAAAUUGUUCUUAUAAGGUUUUAUUUUGUCUUCCCAAUAACUGUCGAAAUGUUCACACAAUAUUUACUCCUGCCUGAGGACGCUGUUUAUUAGGACCUUACUUCUUUGAACGGACGUUAGAAAAAAUUUCCAUAAGAUCUUUGCCUUUUGGCUCGGUUACCUUGGUAGGAGACCGUGACCGUAGCCAAACGGUGAACGCGCUGGACUCCAGGACGUUAGUCUAAGGCAGGGAACAUGUCAGUCACAAUACCUAGGAAUAUGAAAGGUACCGGUAAACUGUCUGGGGAGUUAGACGAAUGUCUGAGGGAGCGGACAGUGCAUACUGUUAUUUUAUUUUCAUUUUAGGGUAGAUCCAGCACAGGAGCACCGCUCCAUCAACAUUAACCGAACUGAUCCAUCUUGCUCACCGCCAGCUCUCGCUCGCAGACCUAAUGCAAGAACAAUACCUCACAAUUUAGAGCUAUCGCGUAAUGAUCCUACGGAUGUCCCUGCAGGACAAGCUUCAGUCUCUAACGAGACAACAAAAGUGCACAGCAGGCCACAUGCUAAAGUAACUCAGCAGGUCACAUGGUACAUCCCAUCUCCUCAUUCAGAAACCAACGUAACAACGAAGCAGCGUCCUUUUUCCGUCCUUGCGGGACCAUCCCAGGAAAAUAGGCUAACGCAGUCAAACGUGCCACCUUGGUUUGGAACACAACAGGAAGCAAGAAUAAGACCAUUACCCAAACGAUCCCAGCAAAAGAAAAAUGAACCUGUACAAUUCUUCCAAAGGUCACUCCAAGAAGUGGAGGCUCACAGUCCAUCAGGUCAGUCUCGCCCACUUCCUGGAAUCACACAGAUUCACGAAAGGCCAAGAAAGACACCACUAAGCAAAAAAAAAGCUUUGAACAACUCCUCACAUACCAAUCAUGACCCUUUCAGGCUUCGACCAAGUGCCAGGGAAAAUCACUGCGGGAAGAGAUUCCCUUCAGAUAAUCUUUAGCUGCAUUCUGAGUUUCUAGUUUACUAAGCUGUGACUAUAUGAGGCACACUUUUGUUACAUAAAAAUUGGGACUUUUUUGUAUUGAUACUACUCUAGGAAAUUUCAUGCUUGAUUUUACUGCAUAAUAGGGUAUAAUUUAUGUCACAAGGAAGCUUUCUUCACAUUUUUCAUAAACGUCCAUGCCCGUGUAACAUAAUGGACGAUGACGGGAGUGUCACCCCCACUAACAGUUCCAUUUUCGAGUAAUCAGCUUACCGUAUGGCACUUUCCUAGAAUUGCCAAGUUCGUCCAGAUCACCAUUGACCGCAAGUAGCUCCACUCCAAUGAAAUCUGAAACACUCGAAAGGUACGCAUCAGUUAAAUGGCAAUAUAAUGGCGCAUACUUUUCAAAUCUUUGUGAAGAAGAUGAAAAGCUUGGUUUAAAUUAAAUAUUCUUUUCACACAUGCACGUGUUCGUAUGGUAUGAAAUUGACAUUAAAAAUAGAAGACCCGAACCAUUUAAUGUCUCGGUAUAAAUUAUAGACAUAACAUAUAUUCUACGACGCAGUCGUACGUGUUCUGAUGGUUUCAUAUAUAUUUACCUAAUAAAAAAUGGUUCCCGAUGUGGCCUUAGUAUAGCUGACCUAUUUUUGUUUUACUGUUUAUCCUCACAGAGGUGCCCCGGAUGGACAAAGUGUCAAGAGUGGACAAAGAGAGGUGAGCUACGGACUCGAGGUAUUUAAAUUAGUCGGAUUUCUCUGAAUACAGAGAAAAAAUGCGAGACAAAAGCAAUUCAUCCUAUUCAGAAGACUAUUCAGGCAUUUAAAGUGAAGGGUACUUGUUGUUUGGGAAUCCUCGCUUAAUGUGUUAUUACAUUUUGACAUAAACUGGCCGAAAAUAUCUGUUUUCAUUUUGUAUUUUAUGAUAACUUUGGAGUACUUUGAGAGUGACUUAUUUAAGGUAUCGUGUAUAUGCGUGCUCAAAAUUGGUAACCAAAGUGCUUUCUUCUAGCAGGAUAAAUCUUCAUUGACUUUGAUUCAUGACAUGGACAGCUCACAAGCUACUAAGUAAGCAACUAUAAUAAUUUUGGUUGUCGCUGUAUCUUUAAAAUGUUAUCCACAUUUGUCCUGAUUUAUAUAUUAAGGAAGUAUUCCAUUUCUCCUAUUGUAGGUUGCUGAAGGACAGGCCCGGAGUUUAUAUUUUACGCAAAAGUAAAACCAAACAAUCGACAAUGGUGAGAAAUCAGUCCUUUUACAUGUUCGAUAGAAAACUAACCCACAAGAAACCCUCUCCCCGACUGCGGAAAAAAAACACAAGCAAGAAAAAAGAAUCGCCGGUUUUUUUUUAACCAGCCUUUUCUCGCCAGCUUUCGCCUUGCCUUUUCUACGAUCGAGAUGGACAUAGCCGAAAGGAACCCUACUUCGAAUUUAAGGGACAGAUGAUUCUAUUCAUCAUAGCCAUCGACUGUUAAAUCCCCUUGAGCAGUCAAACUUGUUGGGUAGUAUUAACAGUUCAAACAGGAGUCUCUCACUACAUUUUUGUUUUGCCAUUGUGUAGGUUUUGUCGGUUGGUACAGGGGAUAAAGUCGUGCACUAUCGGAUAUCUUAUGACGAGGUACGGAAGCUUGGAAUAGGCAACGACUGGAAUAGGUUGAGUGCGAUAUCAGGAAUAGUCAAUACCGAGGUUUGAGUUGUCUGUCGAAAAUGAAGGCUGAGGCAGAUAACACAAACUCAAAGUUUGAUAAUUCAUGAUAUCCUACAAAAAAAACUGAUAUAUUUUUUAAGUUUGCAAAGUUUGAGAACACGACACGGACGGGGGCUAAGCAAACUUCGAACUCGAUCUGAUUACCCAAUAUCUGCUGCAGAUAUGUAGUGGGUUAUCAUUUCAACUUCGAAUUCACACGCUAUGGUAAAUUGGCUGUAUGCCCUCGACCAAUCAGAAAUUUCAUUUUAAGUCUAAUGUAAAACAAUGUUGUUUGUCAUCGUUAGCUCUUGGUAUUUUUCUUAUUAUUUCUUUCACCUUUACAGGAACAAGGAUAUUCUCUCAUAGAACAAGGAACCCCAAGAUUUCCCGAAAUAAAAGACUUGUUAAGUCAUUACUCCUCGUUUGAUCUCCCCACCCAUGAUUUGAAACUGACCGUGGCAGCCACCUACAGAUAGAAAUUGACAAUUUUUUUUUCCGAGC
Molecule: messenger RNA, 5071 nt
Organism: Pocillopora meandrina
Lineage: Eukaryota; Metazoa; Cnidaria; Anthozoa; Scleractinia; Pocilloporidae
Source: the annotation of a GenBank genome assembly